Molecule: messenger RNA, 1550 nt
Organism: Saccoglossus kowalevskii
Lineage: Eukaryota; Metazoa; Hemichordata; Enteropneusta; Harrimaniidae
Molecular function (GO): nucleotide binding
Source: RefSeq, a predicted model, not a curated record
UCAUAUUGACCUGUACACAUGCAGAUAUUCUGUUGUCCUGGAUCUCAUUCCCUGGACCACGUCAAAACUCGGCUACGAGUACACCAGUUACAGAAUGUUGAGGUGGGGAGUUUUAUCAACAGCCAACAUCAACAACAGAUUUAUCCCCCAGCUACUGAAAUCUCCAAGAAGUCAGGUUACAGCAAUUGCGAGUCGAAGUAUUGAAAAGGCUGAAAGUGCAGCAAAGAUGUGGAAUAUACCGAAAGUGUAUGGUAGUUAUGACGACUUAUUGACCGAUAGUGAAAUAAAUGCAGUUUAUAUUCCAUUGCCGAAUUCAUUGCAUGCUGAAUGGGCUGUGAGGGCAGCAGAGCAAGGGAAACAUUGUAUUGUGGAGAAACCUAUAACAACAAAGAUAUCUGAUGUUGAUAAAUUACAGAAAGUUGCCAAAGAACAUAAUGUCCUGAUUGUGGAAGGCUUUGUACACAUUCAUCAUCCACAGUUCAAAGCAAUUAAAGAGAAGAUUACAUCAGGCUGCAUUGGUGCUCUGCAGUAUAUGACGGGGUCAUUUUGUUUCAAAGUUGAUCAAGAAGACAAUAUAAUGUACAGUCGUGAACAUGACGGUGGUUCACUGUGGAAUCUUGGCUGCUACCCUAUAAGUUUGAUGAUAGCACUAUUGGGUGAAAGUCCACAGACUGUCACAGCCAUGAAAUGUGAAACAAAAAGUGGUGUUGAUGGUACUUGCCAUUGCAUAUUGCAAUUUAGCAAUAGCAGACAUGGCUGCAUAUCGGCAAGCUGUAUUGCAUCCAGUGGCACCAAUUUUGAAAUCAUCGGAUCAAAAGGCAAAAUAUCUCUCAACAAAAUCAGGGCAUUUCACCCAGACUGUGGUGAUAAUGCAAAUUAUUUUGAUGUUUCAGUCUCAGGAGAACCAGAAGAAAGAGUCACCGUUCCAAACGUUGAUGCAUUCCUAUCAGAAAUCACUGCAUUUGAGGCAUCAGUUUUAGAUGGUAUCUCACCAGUAGUGUCUUUGGAGCUAAGUAAAUUGAUUGUAACUACAAUUAUAGCUUUACAUAAAUCAGCUUGCCAAGGUGGCAUGCCAGUUUCUCUAUAAGAAAAAAGAUGGAAAUAUCACAAGCAGAUCAACAUUUACUAAAACAAUAUCAAUACGAUUCUAAUAGAACACCAUAACAUUACAUGUUAUAUAAAACGACAGGAAUAUGAUAUAAUUAUACAUCAGCUGUUCUGGGGUAGCCUGAAACGAUUUGCUGUUAAUGUCAAUGUACAUGUGAUAACAUGAAUUAAAAUAAUGCAGUUAACUAGUGGUAUGUCCACAUUUAAGCAGUCUGUGUAUUUUGAUCACUUUAUUUUUACAGCAUAUAGAUCACAUUUUGCAUUCAUAAUUGAUUGAACAAUGUACAUAUUUUGAUAAACUUGUUUGUAUUAAUACUGUAUGAUUAUAGUGUAACUUGUGAUAAAUUCAAAUUGUUCUAAUUUGUCACAAGAUAUAUCAUUGAUGACAUAUGCAUAUUACCCCGGUAUUGACUUUUACUAAACAAGUCAUUGUCAAUGACACG